Drosophila guanche is the source of this 1409-nucleotide messenger RNA. RefSeq lists its product as uncharacterized. Gene Ontology annotation, molecular function: nucleic acid binding. Bases 445 to 1329 code for a protein of 294 amino acids. The record is from RefSeq and is a predicted model, not a curated record. Lineage: Eukaryota; Metazoa; Arthropoda; Insecta; Diptera; Drosophilidae. Gene Ontology annotation, biological process: DNA integration. The transcript has 2 exons.
GCUAAAGAGCUAACGGCACUCGAAUUAAAAGGUGGCUUGAAUUAUGUAGUAUUCAAUUUGCAAGCUUUAAGUUUUUACACUGAGAUCGAAAAAUUACGCAAUGGCAAAAUUAUAAGUUCUUCAAAAAUUCAAGCACUUAACCCGUUUAUACACCAGUCUGAGGGUAUAGAAAUAAUUCGUGUAGGUGGCAGGCUGUCUAGGGCCAAAUGUACCAUUUAACACCAAACACCAAAUGCUUUUACCAAAUAAUCAUAUUGUUAUAAAAUCAUUGUUUGAAUAUACGCAUCGAAGCAACAUGCAUGUCGGAGGACAAGCGUUAUGUACUUUUGUGCGACAGCGUUUUUGGGUCAUCAAUGCUAGAAAACUAGCUCGCAGCACGGCCGAGUGCAGCAAGGAGUGAAGGCCUUUGAACGUACUGGACUCGACUACGCUGGACCGCUAUGGAUGCACUUCAACCAAAGAGGACGGCGGCCUAUCAAGGUUUAUCUGUGCGUUUUUGUAUGCUUUUUGAGCAAGGCUUGUCAUCUAGAGCUUGUUCCAGACCUGAGCACAAACGCAUUUAUAGCCGCACUCAAACGAUUUUUUGCUCGUCGUGGGAUCAGCGCAGAGCUGUUUUGUGAUAAUGCCACCAAUUUUGUUGGUGCUUCACGGGAGCUGAAGGCGAUAACGGAUUUGAUCUGGAAUGACAGUGGCAAGCAACAAAUUGUGGAUCAGUGCAGCCAACUCGGUGUCAGUUUCCAUUUUAUCCCACCCCGAUCGCCGCAUUUUGGAGGACUAUGGGAGAGCGCGGUGAAAGUAGCGAAGCAAUUGUUGGUGCGAAGUUUCAAUAGCAUAGCGCUUAACUACGAGGAAUUGGUCACAGCGAUAGCACAAGCAGAGGUAGUGAUGAACUCACGACCGCUACACCCACUUUCGUCGGACAGUAAUGACUACGAGGCAUUGACGCCGGGUCUUUUCUUAAUUGGUCGACCAUUGAACUGCAUGCCUGAGCCAUUUGAUGAGGACAUUUUGAAGUUAUCUGCUACUAAUCGAUGGAAAAGAAUCGUCGCAGUACACCAUGCAUUUUGGAGACGCUGGUCGCUGGAGUAUUUGACGUUGUUGCAGGAGCGAAGCAAGUGGUCUUCGGUAUGCAACAACAUUCAACCAGGCAUUUUGGUCUUAAUUGGAGAAGACAAGAUACCGCCAGGACAAUGGGCUCUGGGUCGCGUACAUCAAGUUCAUCCUGGCACUGAUGGUGUAGUUCGUGUAGUCACCAUAAAAACCAAAUCAGGAUUGUACAAGCGCAACAUACACAAGAUCUGCCCGUUACCGAUUGGAGACAAAGAGUAAAAUGGUUGGAAGGAGCUUCCAAGGCCGGGAGUAUGUUUACGCCAAAUUAGCGCAAAAGGCUUAUGGCCGGGAGCAAUUAG